AUGAAGGUGUUAUAUUUGCUGGUCUCGUUGGUAGUGAUUGCAAACGCAUUGGUUAUUUCCGAUUCUCAUGUUGCCUCGUCAUGUAUAUAUUUUUUCAGGAAAAAGUCCUGGGAUUGCAAUUCUGCAUCUGCUGGCCACAUGAAUUCCAAUAUCUGGAAUUGCCAAUGCCUAAAUAUCGAAUGGUUGGGAUCCAUAACUAACUGCAUCAACGACUACUCGAACUCCACCAAAGAGCGUGACCAUGCGUAUGAGCAUAUUCGCAUAAGAUGCAACGGGAAAGCUAAAACCAACUACACCUUGGACGAAAUGAAGGAGUAUCAGCUGAAUGCUACGAAAUAUUUAGAGAGUGCUGAUUUAUUUCCAAAGGGAACAAAUGUCACCACUCCUAUUGAAGUUGAUGCCAAGAGCUUUGCAUGGUGGUAUAAAACUUUCAGAGAUUACAAUUAUUUUAUCUCAAUGUGUCAAAGACUAGGUUGGGGAUGUGUUGGUUUCUGGAUCGGUAUCGUCGGACUAAGCGGGAUUUAUAACUACGUUGGCUAUAAAUUCAUUCCAUACUCUACAAGACAAAUUUUCAAUAGACAUUUGACUUAUCGUUAUGACGCAUAUUGCUUUGGUUUGAAUAGACUAGAACUUCUCAUUUGCUUUCUAUUCUUUGUCCAGGUGUUGUUAAUGUGUUGCAUCAACUAUUCUUUGGAGCUCAACUCCUAUUUAUAUACCCGUUGGUUCCUGCUGCUUGAUUUGAUCAGUUUUAGGACUGAUAUCAUUGCAUUCUCCUUGAUGCCUGUUCUGUAUCUAACUGGUAUCAGGAACAAUCCAUUCCAAUAUUUUGGAUGCAUGUCUCACGCAACUAUGAUUAAAUUUCAUAAAUUUAUUGCCAUUAUUUUUUUUAUUUUGGCUGUUGUUCAUUCGGUUAUUUGGACUCACUAUGCAAGAAGUAAGGAUGGUGGGGGGUACGCUGUUUGGGCCGCCGAUGCAUAUUUUUAUUGGGGUAUUGUGGGUACCAUUGUUAUUGGGAUAAUGAUUGGAUUUUCAAUUGAACUGGUGAGGAACUUGCUUUAUGAGGUAUUUUUAUUUUUCCAUUUGUCUUUCUCUGUUUUGUUUGUUGCAGCUAUGUGGAAGCAUUGUGAAACUCUCGGAUGGAUGGGCUGGGUGUACUCAUUGGUUGCCAUUUUGUGUUUUGACUGGGUUGCUAGAUUUACAAGAAUUGCUUCGAAUGGGUUCAUCAAUAGCGCUCAAAUUGAGAUUUAUGGUCCGGAACUAGUUAAAUUGGAGUUUGAAAAACCGGUUGUGAUGAAAUUCUAUCCAGGUUCCUAUGUUUACUUACAUAUCUUGUCGCCGGUAUGGUCCUGCUGGCAGUCCCAUCCAUUUUCUCUCAUCAGAUCUACUGAGGCGGAUAAUAAGAUGAUUGUUUACCUCAAGUGUAAGAGAGGUCUUACAAGACGGUUAUCAAGGUUGAAUGAACAAAAGAAUAUAAACGUGCUAAUUGAUGGUCCUUAUGGUGUACUUCCAGUGAAAACCUCGGAUGAUGAAGGAUUUGAUGAAGUGAUUGGCAUUGGUGGUGGGUUGGGUAUUUCUUCUGUUCUCGCCUUUUUUAAUGAGAGAGCUCGGCAGUCCAAACUUGUUUCCAACUAUAAGCUGAAUUGGCUAAUCAAUGAUUUGAAACAAAUAGAACUGAUUAGCAAUGACUUAGAGUAUUUGAAGAAAAGUGGAAUGAAGGUAACUAUAUAUUACACCAGAUAUGACGACUCAUCUGAAUCUGCAGAAACAGAGAAGGAUACCGACUCAAGCCAUUCGUUUGUGCAAACUGUGCAGUAUGGUAAGCCAUCAAUAGAAACCUUACUGCCACAAUCCUCCUUAAAAAGACGAGUUUACAUUUGUGCUUCAGAAUCUUUAAUACAAAGUGCCCGGCACAACCUAAGUCCUUUAGACGAGUUGAUUGUCGAAAACCACACUUGGUAA
This is a messenger RNA of Pichia membranifaciens NRRL Y-2026, 1959 nucleotides long. RefSeq lists its product as hypothetical. The record is from RefSeq and is a predicted model, not a curated record. Gene Ontology annotation, molecular function: ferric-chelate reductase activity. The coding region runs from base 1 to 1959 and encodes 652 amino acids. Lineage: Eukaryota; Fungi; Ascomycota; Pichiomycetes; Pichiales; Pichiaceae. Gene Ontology annotation, cellular component: plasma membrane. The transcript has a single exon. Gene Ontology annotation, biological process: copper ion import; intracellular iron ion homeostasis; iron ion transport.